Hydatigera taeniaeformis is the source of this 1047-nucleotide messenger RNA. The record is from the annotation of a GenBank genome assembly. Lineage: Eukaryota; Metazoa; Platyhelminthes; Cestoda; Cyclophyllidea; Taeniidae.
AUGAAACAGGAUGACGCGGCUAAACCGGCGAGAGACUUAUCUUCACGUCUAACUGUGGCAUUUGCUGUUGGUAGCAUUGCGACUUCCAUGAUGUACAUUCUAGUGCCCUUUGUGUCUCCUGCGUUUCGCAGAAUUUGUCUGCCCUACGUGCCUGCGACAUCGAAACAACUGAAGCUUGUGGCCCAGCUGCUGUGGUUUGCUGAGACCCAAGCCCACAGACCCAUUGGAAGCCUACUUGAUGUUGGGAGUGGGGACGGUCGUGUGAUUCUAAGUUUGCUGGCUGAUAAGCGCCUUACAAGUCUGACCACAGCAGCUGGAGUGGAGCUAAACAGGCCGCUUGUGUGGUGGUCGCGCCUCGCGGCCUGGAGCCAUAAUCAAAGCAGCAGAGCAAGCUUCCACUGCCAUGAUCUCUGGACCUUCGAUUUCUCUAACUUUCAAAGUAUCGUCGUGUUUGGAGUCGAUACUAUGAAACUUCAAUUUACUGUCCUAAAUCCAAAUGUGUCCGAAGAUCUUGAUUAUAAUUUGUUUUCUUCAGUCGAUUCUUUCGUGGAGGCUCUAGCCAAGCUUAAGUCAGAAGGGGCACUGAAACGGCUAAGAAAGCCAACAGAUUUAGUGAUAACUGCUGACACAGUCAUUGCCCUCGAGGGUAAGAUAAUGGGCAAGCCGAAGCACAUGGCGGAUGCUUUAACUACGCUUUUUAAACUAAAUGGCAAAAAGCAUGAAGUAUUUACGGGCGUUGGUCUUGCAUGGCUAAAUCGAAUGGACAACAAUCUGCUCGCCUACGAGAGCUUCACGGAGCAAACCACUGUGCAGAUGGGAAAGCUUGAUGAGCGUGCUCUCGAGGCAUACGUUAAAACGCAGGAGCCCCUAGGAAAAGCAGGCAGCUACGGCUACCAAGGUGUCGGUGUGAGCUUGAUCGAGCGCAUAGAAGGAGACUACUUCAAUGCUCUUGGCCUGCCCGUCUUUCGGCUUUGUCAGUACGUCAGCCGUCGAAGGAGCUUCUCACUGGAUGAUGACAAUCCCCCAAUUAAGAGGCGACUUACCUGA